Cadophora gregata is the source of this 495-nucleotide messenger RNA. RefSeq lists its product as uncharacterized. The coding region runs from base 1 to 495 and encodes 164 amino acids. NCBI's taxonomy places the organism in Eukaryota, Fungi, Ascomycota, Leotiomycetes, Helotiales, Ploettnerulaceae. The record is from RefSeq and is a predicted model, not a curated record. The transcript is spliced from 4 exons.
AUGUCACGCUAUUCACGGGUCGACUCAGAUGAUGACCACCUCCCAGAGGGCAUGCAACGAGUUGGUUAUGACGCCGAUACUCAGACAUACACCUACCGUGACCAAGAUGGAAGUUUCUGGGAGGGAGAGCCCGGCGCGAGGUAUGGCGUUCUACGGCCAAGCGGUACCGGCUACCAACCUAUGACAGUAGCAGCCGAGCAAGAAAUGCGUAGAGCUGACCAAGCUGCGUGGCGCUACAUGUUGCCAUUCUUCCUGCUUGUCAUGGUCGUCCUCUUUACGCUUUUCAGGUACCUUGGUCUUGGGUCGGGAUUCUUCCCAGAGCCGUUGAGUUGUGGAGAGGGCUUUACGAGUUAUGUUGUGAAACGUGGGGAUUCGUGCUGGCAGAUUGCACAUGACUGUGGUGUUGAGGUGGUGGAUUUGGUGGAGAGUAAUGAGGGGCUGAAUUGUGAUCUUCUGAAAGUGGGAAAGGAGAUUUGCGUGCCAGUUAGUCAGUGA